This is a messenger RNA of Abrus precatorius (Indian licorice), 1938 nucleotides long. RefSeq lists its product as uncharacterized. Bases 248 to 1699 code for a protein of 483 amino acids. Gene Ontology annotation, biological process: protein phosphorylation. Lineage: Eukaryota; Viridiplantae; Streptophyta; Magnoliopsida; Fabales; Fabaceae. The transcript is spliced from 12 exons. Gene Ontology annotation, molecular function: ATP binding; protein kinase activity. The record is from RefSeq and is a predicted model, not a curated record.
ACAACGGGGAGUUAUCCAUCCAAAACCGCAGAGGGAAACGUUGCUAGCGACCUUUCACCUUAUUUAUUUAUUCCUUUUGUGUGUAUUUCUUGAGCAUCACAAAACCCAUCCUCACAAGCAAAGUACAGAUGAAAGAAGGGCUAUUCCCAGUUUAUGAUACUCACCACACACUGAGUCACUCACAAUCACAUUAAUACACUAACACUACACAUUACUUAUGAGGGCUGAGGCAUAACAUAACAAUACGAUGUUGCCUCCUAUUGAUUUUAACAGUUUAAAAGAUAAGCUCUCGGUUCAGUUGCGUCCAUGGCAACGCUCCUUUGGCUUCUGGGUUCGAGCCAUCGAUAUAUAUAGCGGAUACAAGGUGUUUCAACUAAGAGUGAAUUUCGAGAAAGAUGUGCAGAAGAGGGAAGCAAUGUGGGAAAGGCAGCACGAGCUUGCUGCCGAUAAGAUUUAUGCCAUGUGCUUCGACCUUGGAGGUUUCUUCCUCAAGAUCGCCCAGAUUAUUGGGAAGCCUGAUUUGGCGCCAGCUGCAUGGGUGAGAAGGCUUAUUACGCUAUGUGAUAGGGCUCCUGCAACCCCAUUUCAUAUUGUGAAACAAGUGUUGGAGAAUGAGCUUGGGCUGGGGAUUGAUGAUGUAUUUGAGACGUUUGAUGUGGAACCCCUUGGCUCGGCUUCAAUUGCUCAGGUUCAUGUUCAUAGAGCAAGACUGAAAGGUGAUAAAAGUGAUGUUGUUGUCAAGGUUCAACAUCCUGGAGUCCAGGAUCUGAUGAUGACGGAUAUCCACAACUUGCAAGCUUUUGCAUUGUACAUGCAGAAGACAGAUAUCAAAUUUGAUCUAUAUUCAGUGACUAAGGAAAUGGAAAAACAGAUUGGGUAUGAAUUUGACUUCAUGAGGGAGGCGGAUGCAAUGGAAAGAAUUAGAAAAUUCUUGUAUGAAAAUAACAAAAGGACUCCUGUUAUGGUGCCACGAGUAAUGCGUGAUAUGGUUAGUAGAAGGGUCCUAGUUAUGGAAUAUAUUGAUGGGAUUCCAAUAAUGAAACUUGGUGAUGAAAUAGCAAAGAGAGGCAUAAAUCCUUGGGGUAAGAUUGCAACAGCGGCCAAGCAGAAAAUUCUUCAAAGCUUGACUCUAGCAUAUGGUCAAAUGAUUUUGAAGAGUGGAUUCUUCCAUGCUGAUCCUCAUCCAGGAAAUAUUCUGAUUUGUAAAGGAUCAGAGGUUGCCUUGCUAGACUAUGGGCAAGUAAAGGAUCUCCCAGAACAGUUGAGACUUGGUUAUGCUAAUCUAGUUCUUGCGAUUGCUGAUGGUGAUCCAUUAAGAGCUGCAGAGAGCUAUAGGGAGCUUGGUAUAGAAACCUUGAGCAAAUGUGAAAAUGAGCAGCAGGAAUUGUUUAGAUUAGCGUAUACAAUGUUUGAUACAAAAUUGCCUCCUGGGGUGGAAAUGCUGCAACCUUUCUCAGAGGAAUCUUCAAUAAAAAAGAUUGCUGUUCAGUCUUUUCCAGAAGAACUGUUUUCUGUACUUCGGACUGUGCAUCUGUUGAGGGGACUUAGCGUUGGACUUGGAAUCAAUUAUUCUUGUGCAGAACAGUGGAGACCCAUAGCAGAAGAAGCUCUGUCUCGAGCUGGCAGAUUUAAAGAUAAGGAUGUUAAACGCAGAGGUAGCAAAUGCUGUUUAGCAAAAUUAUUAUUUUGGAGAAACUGAUUAGGAUCAAUCUAGUUUGUCGAUUAACUUAUCAAUUCUUUGUGCACGUGGAAAGAAAGGUAAAUUCAAAUUAACUGUUGAAUAUGGUUUAUAAGUUUGACAUUGAUGGCAAUCACAAAAAGAUUUUUGGUGCCUCUACGAGUAUUUAUUUAUUUAUUUUGAAAUGUUUUGGGAUUGUACAUGUUUUUCAGACGAGUAAUUCCGCUACCAUUAGUUGAAAUUUUGGGAAAAUGUUUCAU